AUGGCGCCUUCGCUGCACGCACACUCGUCCUUUACCCGGCCCCGAACCGGCGAUCGCGAUGGCCGACCGGUCACUCGUGAUCAGGCCGAUAGCAACCUCGUUAUCCCGAGCCGUACCUCUUCUCUGCACUCGCGCAUCACCCAGCCGAUCCCCUCGACUCUGAACGCGAAGCCCCAGCAGCGGACCCCGAAGACCCUCACCCACGCCUACAUGGUGUGUGGUGUUGGCAGAGAGCCUUCGCAAUGGGUCAAGGCACCCGCCCUCGCUCAGGGAAAGAUUGGUCACAUGAAGGGCGCCGUCGGUCAAUUCUGGCUGCCUGAGAUCCUCGGAAGCAGUCCUAGACUGGAGCAGGACAACGAGAUUGCCAGGUCGUUGCACGCCGCCAUGCGGGCUUGCUUUCCCCACGACGUUGAGAUCUGCACCGGCCGCAGCCAGCCUCAUUGCGUCCACCAUGCUUUCGUCCUGCAGCAGGAUUCUUCCCACACUCUGUACGGUAUCUGCCUUCGCGUCUGGUCUAGAGCCGACGAGAAGAGAGCCGAGACAAUUCGGGAUUUGCGCAAGAGAACUGAGCCCGACUACUACGACAACCCGGAUGAGACUUACUGGAUCCCUUACUGCUUGUCGUUCUUGUCUCGGUACCCGCUGUACAACCUGCUCGGAGACUAUUUGCGAGGCAUGUGGAUCCACUGGAACAAGGCUACCAACUUGUUUCACGCCGAGGAGGUUUCUCGCAUUCUCAGCUUCCCGGCUCCGAGGCUCAACGACUUGGUCCGAAUUGACAUGAAGGACUAUGCUUUGUGCUACCAGUUUCCUUCUUCCCCGACCGGCUUCCAGAACUUCGCCAUGUGGCCGUUGUUCACCUGUCUGUCCAUUCCCAACAUCGUCGGUGUUGUCGAAGCCGCCAUCUCUCCCACGCGCCGCAUCAUUUUCGUCAGUCACUACCCUGCCAUGCUUACCAUGGCCGCGGAGACAGUGCGAUACUGCGUUCGCGUAUACGAGUGGAGUGGUCUCUACGUUCCCGUCGUGCAUGCUCGUCAUGCCAAGGACCUAGUCCAGGAACCGGGCCCUUACAUUCUCGGUAUCACUGCCGAGUGCCGCUCUCUCUUUACCGCCCCUACCGACGCGCUGGUUGUUGACCUCGACCGCAACUUCGUGCUCACUUCCAGCCCUCCGACUGCGUUGAACCCUGGCCAGCGCAACAAGUUCGUCACUCGCCUCACCCAGUCUCUCAACGGUGAUGUCACACCUUCUGGCGUUCCCCCGCAUCUGCGGUCUGCCUACGGUGGCGGCAAGCUUGUUCCGGCUGGCCAGAUUAUUGUCAUGCGUGGUGAGGUUGAGUCUAUCCAGGACCCCGAGUGGUGGAAUCAGGAUGCGGUCAUGACGGUCAUGGACCACGUCUGCGAGAAGAUGGGUCGCAACACGGGCAUUAAGGCUGUCUUCGGUGGCUCCGUCAAGAAGCCUCUGAUGACCAAGGUCUCGAUGAGACAUCUUAACGAGAUUGUCCGCGAGAGGAACCAGUACUCUCGUGAUGCCCUCGAGGCCUGGCAAGAUUUCAUCAACCUCAAGGGUCGCAUGGACACGGAGCUCAACAAGGUUACGAAGCGCAACAACUACCUCAAUGAAGAGCUUGAGAGCUGGAAACAACAGUUCCUCAAGUUCCAGGCUUUUGCGGAACAGCUCACCAAGGAGACGCAGGAUCUCAAGGUCAAGAUUGAGACUCACAAGAGGGAGAACAGACGUCUCGCCGGUCUUAUCGACCAACAGAAGGAUGACAACUCUCGCCUCAACAACCGUCUGGGUGCUACCGAGAAGCAGCGUGAUGAUGCUCUUGAGGCUCUGGUUCUCCAGCAAGAGAUUGCUGAGGAACUUGAGCGCGAGCGUAAGCGCAACAAGAAGGAACUUGCUGCCCUUCAGCACACCAACGUCACCAUUCUCAGACAGCGUGACGAGGCUCGCCGUGUUGUCCUCCACCUGCGCAGCCUCAUCGGCGGCCAAAGCCACCACAUGGAGCACUUGGUGCAGUCUUUGACAAAGCCUGACGAUCUGGAGCGUGAGCUCGAGGACGGUUUCGACGCCGAGGAGGUUGAGACCGAUGGUGUUAGGGACGCCGACGCGAACCAGGCCCGCCUUCUUUCCGCCGCCGCUCAAGCCAACAAGAGGCUCUCGACAUCAAGCUUCAAGGAUGUCGCCGACCGUCACUUGAAGGACAAGACUGAUGCCAUCGCGCACAUUAUCAGAAACAUUGCUGAGCAAUGCCAGGCCGCAGUGGAGGGACUUCAGAUUGCCCAAGAUGCCGAGCUUGAUGAGCGUGCGGCUAAGCUUCGCGCCCAGCGCCGCCGCAGCAAUCUGUCCGCUGCCGGUCAGAGCGACGAUGACCACGACACCAGGUCGAAUGCGACCUCUGAGAUGGGAGAGGACAGCCACCUUCACCCCGUCUCUGGGAGGACGUCUAGCAUCCCGCCGACCCCAGACCUGGUCCCCAACAGGAGCAGCACAGCGAUGUCAUUCGCGUCUAGUGCGGCUACCCCCGAGAGGUCAAGCCAGCAGUACAUGAUCCGCGACGAUAUCCCGACCAAGAUCGUCGAAGACGAUGAGGACUUUGAAGAUGAGCGUAGCGAAUCCGAGUCCAUGCCUCAGCAGCACGGCACUGUCGGCAAGCACACCGACAGCCUUGUGCACAGGCCAUCGGGCGCCCGCAUCAGCGCUCUGGGCGGCACCCGCUAA
Messenger RNA from Colletotrichum karsti, 2724 nucleotides. RefSeq names its product DENN domain-containing protein. The transcript has 3 exons. Gene Ontology annotation, biological process: regulation of Rab protein signal transduction. NCBI's taxonomy places the organism in Eukaryota, Fungi, Ascomycota, Sordariomycetes, Glomerellales, Glomerellaceae. Bases 1 to 2724 code for a protein of 907 amino acids. Gene Ontology annotation, cellular component: cytoplasmic vesicle. The record is from RefSeq and is a predicted model, not a curated record.